AUGCAUACCUUCCCAGCUACCGACUUAUCAGCAGUCUGCCCGCUAACCUUUAUACCGCUCGGGGUGUCACACGCAGUUGUCCAUGGCUUUGGUGUGCUAGCACCAAAUGGACCCGCCGACAAUUAUGUAAGGACGCAGAUUGCGGGAGAGCUGGUUUACAUCACGUUGGACAAUGUGGAUCAGUGGUUGAUUCGCGACAGCUACGGUGUGCUGAUACCGCUCAUGGGCGGCUACAAACCACCCAAAACGGACUCGGGAGGCACACCUGUAACUCCUGGAUCCGCCGUACAGUUGGACUGCCUCUACAAAGUGAGCACUGGCGACUGCACGCCCGAUAACUCGACAAUCCUUACCAUCAUCUCCGUUGCACCGGGGCCCCCCUCAACCCUCGGGACAGCCAUAUUCCAGAGCCUGCUAGUCAUGAUCAUCGAUUACACUGACUGUGGCCUGCCAGCAACGAUAAAUGAGACCGAAAUCCGGACCCUCUACCUGGGCCCGAAUGGGGAUGGCAAUGGGGGCCUUGCCGACAAGUACACACAGUGCUCCUAUGGAAGGUUCGGGCUCAACAUAACCGCCUUUCGGGUGGUACGUGUGAGGCAUCAAUGUUCGACACCUAUCACGACUACAUGUGCCGCCUGGGCAAUCUCGGCUCUGGCAGACACUGCCACCAAGGCCCUCAUCGGCACUGUAGCCUUCUCAUCCUUCAGCCACUACACCUACAUAGUGCCACCGGGCCUUCAACCAGUGUGCCCCUGGUCAGGGCUGGCAGUAUUGCCGGGCCGACAGACCUUCCUGCAGACAUCAGCCAAUGGAGUGUACAGAUGGGCAACAGUAAUGCAGGAGGCCAUACACAACUAUGGGCUAUGGCACUCUUGGCAAAACGGCACAGAGUAUGGCGACUACUCCACAACUAUGGGCCGUGGUGACGCUUGCCCCAACGCUGCGGAGAUCUCCCGCAUGGGCUGGGCCACACCUGCGGUCGGAGGUGACCAGCUGAACAGCAGUGCCUUGCUGCCAGGCACAGCUCGGACCUUUACACUGCCUGCCACCUACCUGACUGGCAACAACAACUACGUGCGGGUGACUCCCGAUUGGCUACCUGUCUACAACAAUACAUUAACGGGUCGAAACCUUUACAUCGCCGUCCGUGUUGCCAAGAAUGUCGAUGCUGGCCUAAGCAACACCAUAUAUGCAUCCAAGGUCAACAUCCACGAAGUAAAUGCAACCAUGGACAAUGGCUACCCCACGACCUUCACAAACAGCGACCGCAAAAUCCAGUUCAUCAACACCGUCGAUCCCAUGUCGCAGUUGGCAAUGGGCGCCUAUCAGUUGGUCGUGUAUGGGGGCUCCUGGGUCGGUACGGACACCCUGAGGGUGCACCUCUGCCGCUUCUUGGCCUCACCCUCGGAGUGCCCUUCCCUAAGCACCCUGGAAGUCCAGCCACCGCCGCCUACCCCUUCACCGCGUCCCCCCAGCCCGUCACCACCCCCAUUCCGGCCCCCUGUGCCGUCGCCACCUCCUUCAACCCGACCCCCCACUGUGCGACCGCCUCCCUCCCCAAGGCCACCCCCCAGGACGCCACCUACUCCUUCAAUCCAGCUCCUCAUGCCACCACCACCUCCCUCACCCCAGCCCCCCGUGUUACCACCACCUCCCUCACCCCAGCCACCUGUGCCACCACCACCACCACCACCACCUCCUUCCCCCCAGCCACCUGUGCCACCACCACCUCCUUCCCCCCAGCCACCUGUGCCACCACCACCUCCUUCCCCCCAGCCACCUGUGCCACCACCACCUCCCUCACCCCAGCCCCCCGUGCCACCACCACCCUCAACCAGGCCACCCAUGAAACCACCGCCUAGUCCGCCUACACUGAGGCCACCACCGCGUAGCCCAUCCCCACCCUCGCCAAAACUGUCAUCUCCUUGCUCGCCACCUCCGCGUCCACCACCACCAAGGCCGCCACCCCGUAGCCCACCGCCAGGCCCACCACCACCUAGGCCGCCACCACCUAAGCCGCCGCCUCCUAGGCCAUCUCCCUCUAGCUUGAAGCCACCUAGUUCUCCCCCACCACGCAGUCCAUCACCCUCACCACCAUUCAUGCCUUUAUCUCCCACCGUGGCACCGCUGUUUUCCACCUGGCCUCCACCGGCGGAAGCGAGUAAGUGGGUUUCUCGUGGGGACCUCAACCAUGUACAUAACCAGUGA
Volvox carteri f. nagariensis is the source of this 2208-nucleotide messenger RNA. It is a transcript of the gene vmp22, whose product is annotated as metalloproteinase, extracellular matrix glycoprotein VMP22. The coding region runs from base 1 to 2208 and encodes 735 amino acids. The record is from RefSeq and is a predicted model, not a curated record. Lineage: Eukaryota; Viridiplantae; Chlorophyta; Chlorophyceae; Chlamydomonadales; Volvocaceae. The transcript has 4 exons.